This is a messenger RNA of Calypte anna (Anna's hummingbird), 1196 nucleotides long. RefSeq names its product SH3 and cysteine rich domain 2 (gene STAC2). NCBI's taxonomy places the organism in Eukaryota, Metazoa, Chordata, Aves, Apodiformes, Trochilidae. Gene Ontology annotation, biological process: skeletal muscle contraction; positive regulation of voltage-gated calcium channel activity; positive regulation of protein localization to plasma membrane. Gene Ontology annotation, cellular component: extrinsic component of cytoplasmic side of plasma membrane. The record is from RefSeq and is a predicted model, not a curated record. Gene Ontology annotation, molecular function: protein binding.
AUGACGGAGCCACCCGGGGAGACCGAACCGGCGGGACCCCCGGAGCCGCCCCCCCACGGCCCCGGGGACGGGCACGGUACCAAGAUGCAGCGGCUGAAGCGGUCACUGUCCCUCCGGACGCUGCUGCGGAGCAAGAGCGUGGAGAACCUGUUCCCGCGGCCGGGCGGGGGGGGACACCCCCCGGGACCCCCCCCGUCCCCCCCUCGGACACACGGCUUCCAGCAGUACGUCUUCAAAAAGCAUUGCCCCUGCGAGCUGUGCCGGCAGCUCAUCGCAGGUAACUCACGGCAGGGCCUGCGGUGCAAGGCGUGCAAGGCCGGCGUGCACCUCUGGUGCUCCCAGGGCAUCUCGCAUCAGCACUGCCCCGGCAAGACGGCUACUUCUUUCCGACGCAAUUUCAGCUCUCCCCUCCUGCUGCCGGCACAGGGGGGCUCCGUGCAGGAUGAGACCCCCCCAGCCUCAGACCACGACGCGGGGUUGGACCCGGUGUACGAGGCGCUGCGGUUCGGUACCUCCCUGGCACACAGCACCGGCCCCCCGGAGCUGCCCCCCGGCACCCAGGGUGACAAAGUGGGGGCCGGGGAGGAGAGUGGGGACACUCUGGGCAGCGUGGGGACCCCAAGUGACAGCGAUGUGACACCAAUGGAAAGGGACAGCACGGAGGAGAAGAGCCCUGGGCAGCAGGCUGCCCAGGGGCUCCCGGUGAGGCGGGAUGGGGCUCCCAUGUUCUCCUACGUGGCUCUCUACAAGUUCGUGCCCCAGGAGCAGCAGGACCUGGCGCUGCAGCCCGGGGACAGGGUGACACUGGUGGACGACUCCAACGAGGACUGGUGGAAGGGGAAGGUGGGCGACCGUCUGGGCUUCUUCCCGGCCAACUUCGUCCAGCGGGUCCGUCCCGGGGAGAGCGUCUGGAGGAGCUGCCGGGCCGUGCGGGGCGACCGGGACCAGGGACGCAUCAGCCUCCGGGAGAACCAGAUCUGUGUCGGCGUGGGUCGGGCCGAGGGGCUCCUGCGAGUGACGAGUGGGAGGAAGAGGGGUUUGGUCCCUGCCGAAGCUCUGACCCAGAUCUGAGGGGCAGCGUCCAACCUCGCUGUCCCUGUCCCCACCCAGUGCCACCACCGCGCCUCAGGAAGCUCAGUCCGGGCAGUGCUUGACACCCCCCACACAACCCCCCCCUCCCCGAGCCAUUCCCGGGG